UCUUCAAGCAGAUUAGAAGACCUCUCCCCAAUUUCCGUCAUCUGCUCCUGACCAGCAUAAUUGACUCAAAUAUUGUGCAACAGUAAGUCUGUUUUGGCUGUCAAUUAUUGCAUAGAGCAAUGAUUAAUAAACUAUUUAGUUAUCUAAAAUGUACCAUGCUGAGGCACCACCUGGCAAAAAUCACUCUCAGGUAUUGCUUAUAAGUACCUGUGUGAUAAACCGUAUAGGUUUUAAAAUAAUAAUAGAUGAAGGCAUGAAUCCAGCACUGGUGUCAAGACGCAACACAUGUAUGAAAUAAACACAGACAACAUCUCUCCACUAUAUGAGUUUAGAAACAAAAAUAAUUUAACCUUACAGUUAAAUACUUCAUUCAACAAACUCACUAAGCUAGUUACACACAGCUUAACUAUUGAGUAAAAGAUGAGAUAGAAUGAUGAAACUAACAAAGUACAAAAGGUUAAAAACUGCAAAAAUUUAAAAUGAAGAAUAAAAUAAAUAAAAGCAUGCAAUGAUCUUGCAGUUCAGUGUAUACUGUCAAUGCUUAGAAACCAGGUUUGUAGAGAAAUUUGAAAAUGAAGUGAAAUUAGUUUUCAACUAGAUUAGUUUAAACAUAAUAUUCUUGAAUUCCUCAUGCAGCAUUACCAGAAAUGUGUACAGCACAAAGCAUAAAGUAACCCACUUUUGUUAACUUUUGUUAAAUUUUGUUAGUGUGGCCGAAUUGUACCUAAAUUAAGAUUAGCUUAAACAACUGCCUCAACGGACCAGGAAGAAUACCAGUGUUAGAUGAUUGUCACUUACUAGGGCGUAACUACAGUAGGUCUCAGGUUUACUUAGAAACAAGCAGGAAACAUACUGUCUACUCAGGAUUUCAUGUGUAAAUCACUACAAAAAAUCAACUAAAUUUUGCUGCUGCUGCGCCAUUCGCAAGUUUUAUUUGAGAAGCGGUAGAAACCGAGUUUUCUUUGUGAUUGUCUGACGCAAAUAAGCACGGUGAUAAGCUGUAGAGCUUAUCAGACAAAUACGCUCUACAGACAGGUCAGACAGGUAGUGGAAUGUUAAGUUUCAAUUUUGGCUUCGCGAGAUCGCGCUUGUCUGGUGUAAGAUUUUCAUUUCUCUCUGCUUUAGUCUGGGACAUUUCAGCGAUCCGAAGCAGCUCACUGAAGCCUGUCGUGUUUUAUAUAACCGUGUUUGGACAGAAACUGGUGAUCCUGUGAUGGUAGACGGGAAGGCUUGGAACCGAGUUUGCUUCCACCUUUUGGUGUUUACAUUAUGUGGAGUCAUGGCUCACUGCCAGUCUCAAAGCAAAGGCUUUUCAAAGCAGCGGACUCUCUUUUUGGUUGGAAAAACUGGCUCUGGAAAGAGUGCAUCAGGAAACACCAUCUUGGGCCACUCUGUGUUUAGAGAAGACGCCUCGGCUGAGUCAGUGACAAAAACCUGUGAGAAACGAGAACGACUGGAAGGAGACAGGAACAUCGUGGUGAUCGACUCCCCUGGAAUAUUUGACACAGAUAAAACACAAGUACAACUCAAAGAAGACAUUGAGCAGUGUGUUAAGCUGUCAGUUCCUGGGCCUCAUGCUUUUCUGUUAGUGAUAAACGUAAAGUCAAGAUUCACAAAAGAGGAAAAGGACACUGUGAAGUGGAUCCAGGAUAACUUUGGCUCUGCUGCUGCUACUUACACCAUAGUCCUGUUCACUCAUGCUGACUUGUUGAGAGGUAAAUCUGUUGAGGACUAUGUGGCAGAAAGCAAACAACUACAAACUCUAAUACAGCAGUGUGGAGGAAGAUACCACUCGUUAAUCAAUGGGCAAAGUUCAGACAGAAAACAGGUAACAGAACUUCUGCAUAAAAUAGAUGAAAUGGUUCAAAUAAAUGGGGGAGACCAUUACACCAACAGUAUGUACUACAAGGCCCAGAGGGAACUGGAGGAGGAAGAGUUUAGAGCAUGCAGGCAGGAAUACGAAAGAACAAAAAAGACAGAGGGGAAAAGGUGUAAAUCUAAGUGUGAAGAAGAUAAACAGGAAGCAAGAAAGCAGAAGGAGAGAAAGGAAAAACUUCGUUUAUGGUGUAGAGUAUUAAAAAUGGUUUCCAAAGGAAUGAAGUCUGCUAAGCAUAACUACUUUACAGCAAUGGGAAAGGUUCUUGGUUUUGUCGUUGAAGACUGUGAACUUUUUGAGCAUGUGUUUCCUUAAAUCGGUGAGAAAUGUGACAAAAUGAACCAACAAAUCACAACCAUGAAUGGAUGAAUACAAUGGUGACAAUGUCUAAGUAUCGUCUAUAGAAAACAAAGACCCGGAAUCCAAUCUUGAUGUAUAUUGUCAAUCUCUGAAUAAUUUAGGUUUUGUAUUUUGGUUCUCUGAUUCUUCAUGUUUUGAUUGUUCUUUUUUUGGCAAUUGAACACUGUCUUCAUCGGCAUAACAGAGCUCUGCUCUUAUUUAUCCUGAUGCAACUCAUGCACAGUUUAUGCUUUCUGCAGACACUUAUUUACAUUUAAUGUGUCCAACAGCUUAGUAACAGGUCUGACAAAUGUCUGAUUGACGUAAUGAAAACUGUGUUGAUUUAUUGAUGUUUUAUUUAAAUCUAUCACUUUUUCAUCUGACAAGUCUAAUUGUAACCUUUUGCUAUUGCCUCCAUGAGUAAGACAGUAUCAAUGUCAAACUUAUUUCCAACAGCUCGUGCUGCACAAGGUGCCUCAGGGUGCAAUUAAGGAUAAGUAAAAUACAUGACAAUGAUACAAUCACAGAUCAAAAGAUAAAGAUAAAACAUUGCAUAUGUGAAACUGAGAAUUAUGUCUGUUUAACAAUUUCCAAACCUCAAAAUUAAAACUAAAAGUGUAAGUGACCAACAAAUGAAAAUAUGGCACUUUUCAGGACUGUAAUUAGGUGCAAAUAGUAAAAAUUGUGUAAGUACUCUUCAUAUUUACUUCACUUUAUCAUUUAAAGAUGAGGCUGUCAAGUGGUUUUAAUUUAACUUUCUGUUCAACAUAAUUUGCUUGCUAUCAGAAUGUUACUUAAAAAUGUGUCAAGAUUAAAGUUGCAAAAUUCGUUCUACUUCAAUUUUAUUCUUUGUUUUGUUUGAAGGCUUUGUUUCUUUUACAUUUUAUGCGUUUAAUCAGAAUGUUGCAUGGGAUGGCUGCUAUGUUUUGAAAAGUUUGAAAUGAUUUGUAUAAUUUUGCUGGAUUUGGUGUAAUACAAACCUCUGUUUAAAUAAACGCUUAAAGAAACACG
Molecule: messenger RNA, 3226 nt
Organism: Xiphophorus hellerii (green swordtail)
Lineage: Eukaryota; Metazoa; Chordata; Actinopteri; Cyprinodontiformes; Poeciliidae
Product: GTPase IMAP family member 9-like
Exons: 3
Coding region: 1214-2191 (325 amino acids)
Molecular function (GO): GTP binding
Source: RefSeq, a predicted model, not a curated record